AUGACGGAGGGCUUCUCUGGACGCGCUCCAUCAUUAGCUGCGUUAGCAAUAUUCCUGCGCGGUGAAUAUUACGCCGCCGCCGCCGCCACCGCCACCGCCGCCAUCGCUCACGCCAUCGCCGCGCUAAGCAGCAGCGCUCAUAGUCCCAACUGGUCCACCGCCGUGGAGUCGGCGUGGUCUCCUCCCCCGGUCCGCUUCCAGCCCCCGGAAGGACCCAGCGGUCCCUGGCGCUGCCCUCAAUGCAUGCUGAAGUGUAGGGUCAGACCUACACGUUCCCACUGCCCAGUGGGAGCCGUAUUGGUCGUGUUGAAACGUGUAAGCCUUGACCUACACAUGAAGAUGAAGUCAUCCGUGCUCAGUGUGUUGACUAUUGUAAUGUGUGCGUUUUUCAGCACGGAAUUCAGUGUCGCCACAGAAACGAAAGAAAAUGUGACAGUCGCUUCUCCAAAACAGGGUCAAUGCCCGCGGGCGCUGCCGGACGAGGAACCGUCAAUCAGGGGCUGCACACGUGACCAGGACUGUCCCGGAGGGCACAAGUGUUGCGUGUUCGAUUGCGGGGCUGUUUGCGUUGCGCCUGCUUUCAGGAAGCCGGGAGUUUGCCCCCCCAGGCACUGGGGAGUCGGGAUGUGCGCCGAGUUCUGCUCUGAGGACAACGACUGCCCCCACCAUGAGAAGUGCUGCUCCAACGGUUGUGGACAUCAGUGCACGGCCCCGUACACAGUGAAGCCUGGGCGUUGCCUGGCGCCCCAGCCCACCAACAUGUGCGCCGAGUUCUGCUACCAAGACGGCCAGUGUCCCGGGGAGCAGAAGUGCUGCCGGACCACGUGCGGCCACGCCUGCAGCGAGCCCUAUAAAUCCUUCUGCCGCGCAGUGGGAGCUUCAUUGGUUGCGUUGCAACUUGAAAGCAUUGACCUGGACAUGAAAAUGAAUUUCUCUGUAUUGAGCGUGUUGACUUUGGUAUUAAUCUGUGCGUUUUAUUCAGAAAUUACCGUUGAUGCACGACCUGGAGCAAAAAAAGGCCUUUGCCCCCCUAGCCAAGGGUUUGGGCUGUGCAUUGAUUACUGCAGUGGAGACCAUGACUGCCCUAACAAUCAGAGGUGCUGCUCCAAUGGAUGUGGACAUCAGUGCACUGAUCCUUACAUAGUGAAGCCGGGAGUUUGCCCCCCCAGGCGCUGGGGGCUGGUCGGGGUGUGCGCCGAGUUGUGCUCUGAGGACAACGACUGCCCCCACCAAGAGAAGUGCUGCUCCGCCGGAUGUGGACAUCAUUGCACGGCCCCGUACACAGAAGUGAAGCCGGGAGUUUGCCCCCCCAGGCGCUGGGGGCAGGUCGGGUUGUGCGCCGAGUUGUGCUCUGGGGACAACGACUGCCCCCACCAAGAGAAGUGCUGCUCCAACGGAUGUGGACAUCAGUGCACGGCCCCGUACACAGAAGUGAAGCCGGGAGUUUGCCCCCCCAGGCACUGGGGAGUCGGGGUGUGCGCCGAGUUGUGCUCUGGGGACAACGACUGCCCCCACCAAGAGAAGUGCUGCUCCAACAUUUGUGGACAUCAGUGCACGGCCCCGUACACAGGAUAG
Gadus morhua (Atlantic cod) is the source of this 1575-nucleotide messenger RNA. It is a transcript of the gene wfdc2, whose product is annotated as WAP four-disulfide core domain 2. The record is from RefSeq and is a predicted model, not a curated record. Lineage: Eukaryota; Metazoa; Chordata; Actinopteri; Gadiformes; Gadidae. Gene Ontology annotation, molecular function: serine-type endopeptidase inhibitor activity. Gene Ontology annotation, cellular component: extracellular region. Gene Ontology annotation, biological process: antibacterial humoral response; innate immune response. The transcript has 12 exons. Bases 1 to 1575 code for a protein of 524 amino acids.